AUGGCUGAAUUCAACCGCAAUCGCAUCUCACUGAAUAUUCAAGGCACCAAUGGUGCAGACUACUAUGACCAGAUCUGUGCACUGAGCCAGCAGACCAUCAACGACAAUUUCAAGGCUCUCUUCGACCAACGCAAGGAUCUUGUUGAGUUAUGGUACAAGGACAAGCGAGGAAAUAAUGGCGUCCUCGAUGCCAUACUGGAUCCGCCCCAGGUCAAGCUUCAGAUUGGCAGUUCCGACACGCCCGAGUUGUACUUUGAGAUUCAUAUCAAGUCCGGGAAUAUCAGACUAGCCGCGGAUCAAAUCCAGAGCAUCAACAAUUGGGUCAUCACUGUUCGUUCGCAUCUCUUUGAGGCCCAGGUUAGUCCAGACCGUGCUUUUGACGAAGAGGCUGCGGCCGCGGCGUCUGCAGCGUUAGACGAGAUCAAGAAGUCCCAUGACGUGGACGCGCUUGAGGCCGCCAUCAAAAAGGCCCAGGACGAGGCUGUGGCAGCGGCCGAGAAGGAGGCUUCUGCCCCGGGCGGCGCGAAGAAGCCAACCCCUAUCAAGCCUGGGGAUUAUUCCAUUCACCGUCUGUUUUGUGUAGUUGCUCAGGGAGCAUGGUCCACCCCCGUUGAGUCCCACUCUUAUCUGCCUGAUCCAGAGGACAGCACCAAGAGGGUCAGCUUGAAAGACUGGAGGGAGUCGAACCGGGACAGUACGACUAGGCUCAUGGCGAAUGCGGUUUCCAAGCUUCUGAGCAACUGGGCUGAAGACAAUCAAGAAUCAGCUUUUUGGAACCUAGGCCUUCAGAUCCGUCUCCCCGUGGCAAGACUCGUGGAGGAGCAGGCCUUGGCUACAUGCGCUCCCACGGCGGUCCGCCUGCAAAACUACGCGUACAUUACCGACGACGCGCAGCUCGCGCACUUCAAAGAUGUCAAGGCUGACAAAGUGACGUCUUUGGACAGUGGAAGCCAGCUCGGCCACCCACAGAACUGCCUCGUGUUCUGCGAAGUUGUCAAGCGCAAGUUGCCUGUUGGAACGCGGCUGGAGUACGGCGGUAAUCUGGCGGAGCCUGCAGGGGGCAGUUCGAAGCCAGCGAUUCCCGGAACCUUCGUCCUGGACCAUCGCCUGUACUUUGAGAAGAAGAUUCUCACGAGCCUCCGGGAGCUCUGUGUCAAGACGUCGGUCAUUCCCGUGUAUCCCAACAUGUUUACGGAUCGUGGCAGCGGCGAGCAGCAAUUCCAGAGUCGGUAUGUUGUGGGCGCAAACCCGAACCCGGCUUCGCUCUACCCGGGCCUCCCUGACCAGGUUGCUUCCAACCCUACGUUUGACUUCAAAUGGGAGAGCAACGGACACUAUGCGUGGCGCAGGACGUGGGCGGCUCCUGGAUCUGGGCAAGAGGUCAAGACGUACACAGACUGCAACUCGGCGCCCGUCUACCGAAAAUGGACCAUCGAAGCUGAGAAUAGCGUCGAAGUUGAUUGGGUGCCAGGCAACGAUACCAUCAAUGUCAAGGGCUCUGUGUUUUACAAUCAUUGGGAGGCAUACAAUGCCCGUGGAAACAUGAACUUUGGGUGGAAGUCCGAGGGAGGAGACUGUUUCUGGGGAUCAUUCUGGAUCAAGGUCACCUGGAGUUUUGAAAUCGACCUUUGCGACAAGGAGAAGUCGUUCGAAAUGCAGAAGGAGGCUAUGAGAGAGCGGGCUCGCUACCUGGUGAAGCUCGAGGAAUCCCGCAAGAACAAUACGCCACCGCCGCCUGAAGUCCCCGAAGUGCCGAACGGCGUAAUCAACCCCGUAGUCAUCGGCCUGGACCCGGACACCAGUCUUCCAAGAGACCUACGCGUAUGGGGUGGCGGAGGUGAGUUUGUGCGAGACAAGACAGACACAAACAUGCGCACGGCCGUCGAGGCGUCGUUGAAACAGGGCUUCCAGACGGCCUGUGCCAACCUGAAGAACGUGGUGGCGGAUGCGGGCCACUUCAUCUACCCAGGCACGCGCACACUCGUUUUCGGAAACCCGAAGCUCAAUGACUUUGGCGACAUCCUCGCCACCGUCGACUACAUCGAUCUCGAAGAAGACGGUCUUGUCCAGGUCAACGUAGGGGUGCCCAAGGACAUCGAGACGUCCCCGAGCAAGGCGGCAGACCCAGUCAUCCACGACUCCACCGUGACCGGCAACCCUACACACAUCACCUGGAGCCCCAAGAUCCUGUGGAACUCCAGCAAGGGGACGGCCAAGCUCGUGCUCCAGGGGCGCAACGUGCUACCAAAUGCCAUGGCCUUUGAAGAUGUCGCCAUUCAGUUGCUCCCAACGGCAGGCGAGAAGUGCCUUUUCAGCGGCAGUACCUUCGCGUGGCAGGCGCGCAGCGAACUUGAUGAGAAGCAGCGCAUCAAGCGCCAGACGGAGACGGCCGAAAAGGACGAGCAGGCCGCAAGGGAAGGUAGCGACAGUGUCAGCGCGAGCGCCAGUGGCCCCAGCACUAGCAGCAGCAAUGUUUCUGGCUCGGUCUGGGAGUUCAGCCAGUCACUCAUCAAGGAGGAGCUGCGCGUGACGCUCGAGCAGGAGAGGAAGUCGACCAUCUUCCGCAUCGAGCCAGUGCCCCCCAUCAAGAAGACAAGCAAGACGCCCCGCUUCACCGUGCCGCCUGAUGGCUGGUUUAGCCUCACGCUGGAGGGGCCGGUCUCGGGCCCUGGCGAUUACGUCUUGCUAUUGGACGAGCUGUGGAACCACACCGACUACAGCAUGAACAUGAAGGGCAAGAGGGCGGCAACCUCCUUCCUCAAGUGUAGCCUGAUCGAUGGUACCGAAGGUAUUGCGUUCAUCACUUCCCAAGCUGACGCGGACAAGACCCGCGGAGCGUCGUCUUCCUAA
Thyridium curvatum is the source of this 2850-nucleotide messenger RNA. RefSeq lists its product as uncharacterized. The transcript is spliced from 5 exons. Lineage: Eukaryota; Fungi; Ascomycota; Sordariomycetes; Thyridiales; Thyridiaceae. The record is from RefSeq and is a predicted model, not a curated record. The coding region runs from base 1 to 2850 and encodes 949 amino acids.